This is a messenger RNA of Dimorphilus gyrociliatus, 4258 nucleotides long. Lineage: Eukaryota; Metazoa; Annelida; Polychaeta; Dinophilidae. The record is from the annotation of a GenBank genome assembly.
AGAUUUGCACCAGUUUAGCCUGAACAAAUUGAAGCAGGUCUAUUUAAUGUCUUCAAGGAAUAUGUGAUAGCUGUCACAAUAACAUAUAUUGGAAGAAGAUAAAACUAUAUAUACUCCAAUAUAAAUAUUUAACACCUUUCACUACAUCAAAGAAAGAAAAUGAUCUUGACGGAAAAAAAUGUUCUACUUUUGUAUCGACUAUGUCUAACUCUUUCUUUAGCACAAGUUGGCAUAGGCGUCCACCGAUAUAUAAAAGUUACUACAGUAUUGGAACAUCGUUUUGAAAACAUCACGUUUUCUAUAGUUGAAAGGAUUGGAUUUAACAUUUCUUGCCAUGCUAAUGAUGAUAUCUCUUCAAAGUUGUAUAGGAAUUCACCGACGCUAGUUAAAGUAGGAUGUUCUUAUGGAAGUGCAUAUAUAGUAAGCAAAGACAACACAUAUGGUUCAAAAUUGCCAAAUAUCUCCGUACCUGCAUCAUUCAAUGAAGACACAUUGAUAACAACAUUUUAUAUUAAAGAAGAUAGUCUAGAAAAGAUUGAACGGGAAGUUGAAUUAUUUAACUCAACGAUAUCAGAGUGUUGGCUUCAAUGCGAAUUUUUUGACAAAAACUUACAAACCUACGGAAAUACAGUUCAUAUUUUACCAAUUCGUAUGUAUAAUUUGAUUAUACACUAUGUGAAUACUCUUCGUGUGCAUUUGUCCUAAUUCAUUUGUACUUUUCCUAUACAUAGGCCAACCGGUAAUUGAAGAUUGUUUCAUAGAAGAUUUCCAGAGGUUGGUUUGCAAAUGGAAUUCUGGAUUAGAUAAGAAAGCACCGUAUUUUAACCGUACUGAAAUUGGAUUUACUUACGGGUAACUAUUUCUUUGUUUUUCUAUAUUUAGUUUAUCUUCAUAGAUAUGUAUGCCACUAGUCCUGAUCACUUACAAAAACAAGAUAGGGGCUCAAUUCGCAAAAAUUUUUGCAAAGAAAUAGAAUGCUCAAAGUAUAAAAAAGAUACAUAUCUAAAAGGGAAUGAACUGUGGUGGGGUAAAGCAGUAUAUUACGCAAGAAAUUACUCGAUAUGCAUCUGCAUAAAGACAAUCUACAACCAAGCGUUAAUUUAUAUUAUACCAACGGAAUAUCCUGGUUCGAUAACGUUUUAACUUUUGUCUUUUGUUAUUUUCUACUAAUAAGAUAUUCAUUUUUUUAAAUUUUAAUCCAUCAUCAUAUCAAAACACUAGACUAUUUCGACUUACAUACAUAAUUCUUUUUCUAUAUUUUACAAAUCAGCUUAAGGUAGCAAAAAACACCAAUUAUUUUCAAUACUAUAAAUAAUCGUUUCUUUAUUUUUUACUAAUAUUGAGUUUGAAAUUAAAUUAACAGUUUAUACAGUAGUAUCAAGUUUGAUUGUGUCUUUUUUUUCUAGGCCAUAAGAUUGGAACAUUUGAUUUAACUAAUGGUUUUUAUACUUUAUAACUCUUUCGCAUUAACAGCUUUACAGAACCUUUUCCCGCUAAAAUAUUCGCAUUCGACACCAUUGAGAGUAAACUGUUCAUUUGUGAAUUGUUAAAGAACUCUCGCACUUGUAUUGGUAAUAUAGUUGAGAUGAAUACCAGCGAUUUAGGUAGUUUCUUCAAAAUAAUAGCAAAAUAUUUCCUCCUAGCAAAGCUAUCUUCACUUAACGGCAAAAUAAAACAAAUAUACAUAUAUUUAAUGCUGCUAUAUGUAUAUUUGCAAACAAUAAAUAAUCUACUUAACAACUAUUUAAGCUAAUGUCCAAUUUAUAAACAAUUGUAUAUAUGCUAUAAAUUCUAUCCUAAUUUUUCAGCUACUCUUCCACUGUCAAUCCACCAUAUGACAUCAAUUACUAUAGAGAUUCCUUUCUAUCUGUAUAUUAUUUCAAGGGUAGAAAUAUUUCGCAAUCAUUUGAUUUACCCAGCCGAUUUAAAAAUCCGCAGUGGGCUAAUUUCCCUGAAGGUAAUAAUAAUCCCCGUUACAAAAACGUAUUUUGCGAAAAUUCUAAUUGAUUUUAAUGCUGCUUCCAAAUGUCGAAAUUAUUUUCUCAAGUCUUAUUUCCCUUUUGAAAUGUUAUGUAGAAUGAUUUAUAUAAUUAUUAUUUUUAAUAUAUUGAAAUUACUAUAGAGAAUUAUACAAGUGCGGUUGCCAAAUUGAAACUACAGAGAUCCUUUAUCAAGAAGGUCACUAUUACUGUAAAGUUCCCUGUCAAUAUAAAAAUCCAGGCAAAAUGUGUCGGAACAACACACGUUUUCUCAACAUAUCUUUUAAAGAACGUGGUAUACUUUUUUCUAGUUUGAAUCAAGAAAUGCAUGCAGCCUUCCAAUAAGUUUACUCUUUCAAUUAAAGGAUUUGUUAUGUUUAUUUAUGCAUCAAAUUUUUAAAGACUAUAAAUAGCAUGGGCUACGUGAUCUUUUCCAUAUAGAAUUACUGUUUCUCUUUCUAAAUGGUUUAAACGAUUCAAAAGUGUUCCUUAUUUCAACGCUUAACAAACGCUUCUUUUAAAACAGCUAAUUUGCAUUUUCCAACAUCUAAACAAUUGUUCCUGGAAAACCACAAAUGAAUAUCACUGAGGGACAAACAGAUGUUUUGCUCAUGGUAAAUGGAUCUAAAGGAAUACAUUAUUAUUGUGCAAAUGACAAUUGUACUGAAGAAUACAUGUACCCUAAAGUAUAUUUCAAAAUAGUAUGCGAACUAAGUCAAAAUUCUGUUGUUUUGAAAAGAGAAUCAAGGAAUUAUAUUAUAGGAGGCCAGCCUCAAAGAAGUUUUCGUUUCUCGAACUUGUUACCAUAUAGACAGUACAGUGUAAAAUUGUAUAUGAUACUUUAUGAUAAGGACUUCCGACAGAAAAUAGGACAAAAUGGUACAGCUCUUAUUCAGAAUUUUACAACAAGACAAGCAGGUGAUACUUUUACUUUUCUAUUUUUUAUAUUGCUUUCUCUUUUUUCAAAAUGCUUUUUUUUAGUCUUUUUAUACAUUAAUCCUAUGUUUAUAGAACCAUCCGCAUUACCUGAAAUUCCUCCAGGAGCGUUCAUUUUAGAUUCUGAUAGAAGGCAUCUAACAAUUUUGUGGAAACCUCUUCCCAUUCCAUUCCGAAAUGGACCAAUUGCACAAUAUUCUCUUCAAAUUUCUUCUGAAAAAUCUAUGACCAAUGUCUCUGGGGAUGUAAACUAUUACAAAUUUAAAAAUCUAACUACAACAAAUCCUUCUAUAAAAGUGAUUGGGUUUACGAAAACACAACAAAUAUCUCCUCUUCUAAAUAACUCUGAUCAUCAAUUUAACCUCUCAAAAGUUUCGUAUGAUAAAGAAAAAAGCUGCUUCUCUGUUAAUAAAACUUCGAAUGGAAAUCGAAAAAUUGAUUGGAAAAUACCAGGCAUUAAAGUUUCCAGAUAUGUAAUUUAUUAUUGUAUUGUCGAAGGACCCGAAGCUUUAAUAUCAGAAGGCUGUAUAGUAAGCAAUGACAGCGAUUGGUAUGGUCUCAAAACAAUAAUUGUAUCGAAUACAACAAAUUUUCUUGUAAUGAAUGAAUCUCUAUUCAUGGAAGAUAAGAUAUACGAUUUUGGAGUUUCUGGGGAUAAAUUCCUUAACGAUAAAUGGCAUAGUACUGGAUUAAUACCAUCAACCUGCCUUAAUAGAACUCAAUCAGACUAUAAAGUGGAAACGGCAGACCAAUCUUCAUAUCUUUGGAUUCUUACAAUUUUUUUUAUUAUACCGAUUGUAGGAUUUGUACAAUUUAUUAAAAGGUUAACGAGAGAAUUCAAGACAGAUCCGAUGAUGAAGGAGAAUUUGGGCAAGCUGUUAGAUAAAAAUUAAAACGCCAUUUUUUUUUAUAUCAUUCAAUCAAUCAACUAUUAGCCUCAUUCGAAAUAAUCUAUAUUCAAGCGAAUUAAAGAAAAAAUUGUAAAUUUGUAUUAGUAUUGUAAAGACAAUUGUUUAUAUGUACUAUAUUAUAUCUUGUUUAUAUGAGUUUACUCAUUUUCUUAAAUAUUGUUUUGUUUUUCUAUUGUUGAUACUGUUUAUAAUGUUUUCUAUUAGCGCAAAAGACGAUUUCAAAAUAGACCUUUGCGAUUAAUUGGAACAAAUAAAGUUAUCUAUUUUAAUUAUUCUUAUGAAAAGGUUUUUUAUUAUAUGGACGAAAUGAGAAUUUCCAAGCAAUCGUAUCGAAAUACAUUCGGCAGCUUGUUGUAAGCUUCGCAAUACUUGAACAGAUAUUUUAAUUGAAUAGCUCUAUUGAAAAUGAUUUUUGAUAGAAUACUUUCCAAC